Messenger RNA from Pocillopora damicornis (cauliflower coral), 2668 nucleotides. Its product is annotated as trifunctional enzyme subunit alpha, mitochondrial. The record is from RefSeq and is a predicted model, not a curated record. Gene Ontology annotation, biological process: fatty acid beta-oxidation. Lineage: Eukaryota; Metazoa; Cnidaria; Anthozoa; Scleractinia; Pocilloporidae. Gene Ontology annotation, molecular function: NAD+ binding; enoyl-CoA hydratase activity; long-chain (3S)-3-hydroxyacyl-CoA dehydrogenase (NAD+) activity. Gene Ontology annotation, cellular component: mitochondrial fatty acid beta-oxidation multienzyme complex; mitochondrion.
GGCGCCUGCGUACAUUGGCGAAAGCCUUGGAAAAGAGAUAGAUUUUUAGUAAACUUCUUUAUAGUUUACUAAGGAAGAAAAAUGCUUUCUUCAGCUCUAAGAGUUGGAUUUAGGCGGGUUUCAAAUGCUACUAGGAGGCAUGUUUUACCGACAGUAAAUUCAGGAAUUCUCACCCGGUCCAACCAGACUUCAGCAGCAGACAACUGUGUAAAAUGCCACAUCCAGGAUGGUGUUGCUGUUGUUAGGUUUGAUACUCCAGACUCUAAGGUUAAUGUGCUGUCUGAAAAGCUCACAACAGAGUUGGUUGAGGUAAUGCAAGGUGUGGAAAAAAACCCUGAUGUGAAAAGUGUUGUUCUUGCAUCUGCUAAACCAGGAUGUUGGAUAGCUGGCGCUGAUAUCAACAUGUUGAGUGCUGGUGACACUGCACAGAAGGUGGAAGAAAUAUCAGCAAAUGGCCAGAAAGUCAUGCAACAUAUUGCAGACAGUCCUAAACCUUAUGUUGCUGCAAUCAUGGGAUCAUGUCUUGGAGGUGGUCUAGAGGUGGCCUUGAGCUGCCAUUACAGAGUGGCUGUUGAUAAUCAAUCCACUGUCCUCUCUGCCCCUGAAGUCAUGUUAGGUCUGCUUCCUGGUGCUGGAGGAACUCAGAGAUUGCCUCCACUUGUUGGCCUUCCUGAUGCUUUGGACAUGAUGCUAACAGGAAAAAACAUUAAAUCAAAUAAAGCUAAGAGAAUGGGUCUCGUUGAUCAACUGGUCAAGCCCCUAGGUCCUGGGCUAAAGCCACCAGCAGAAAACACCUUACAAUACUUGGAAGACAUUGCAAUCCAGAGUGCAAAGGCUCUAGCUUCAGGAAGUAUAAAACCAGAUAGAUCACAUUAUUUACAAUAUAAGAUAACAACAGAAACAGAGUUUGGAAGAAACUUUGUAGUCAAGAAAGCCAGAGAAACAGUUAUGAAGAAGACAGGUGGUCUGUAUCCUGCUCCACUUAGGAUUAUUGAUGUUGUAAAAGAAAGUCUAGAAAAAGGUCCAGCACAUGGUUUCAAGAAAGAGGCUGAGGGAUUUGGCGAAUUAAGUCAAACUACUGAAGCCAAAGCCUUAAUGGGAUUGUUCUUUGGUCAGACAGAAUGCAAAAAGAACCAUUAUGGUAAACCUAAAAGGCCAGUUAACACUGUUGCUGUCCUAGGUGCUGGUCUCAUGGGUGCUGGAAUUGCACAGGUCAGCCUUCAAAAGGGGCAUCAAGUGAUAAUGAAGGACAAUAUUCUAGAAGGACUUACACGAGGACAGGAGCAAAUCUUUAAGGGAUUUAAUGGUCGAGUGAAGAAGAAGGCCAUGACAUCAUUUGAAAGAGAUCAAGUGAUGUCUAACUUGUCAGCUCAAUUAGACUUUACGAAUUUUCAAAAGGCAGACAUGGUGAUUGAAGCUGUCUUUGAGGAUAUUAACAUCAAACACAAGGUCAUUAAGGAAAUUGAACAGGUCAUCCCUGAACAUUGUGUGUUUGCUUCAAAUACAUCAGCUCUACCUAUACAUCAGAUUGCAGAAGCUAGUAAAAGACCUGAGAAGGUUAUAGGAAUGCACUACUUUUCACCUGUGGAUAAAAUGCCACUUUUGGAAAUCAUUACCACAGACAAAACUUCAAAUGACACAGCUGCUGCUGCUGUCGAUGUUGGUUUGAAGCAAGGGAAGACAGUCAUUGUUGUAAAGGAUGGUCCAGGUUUUUACACCACACGAAUCCUGGCCCCCACAUUAGCAGAGGCAGUGGCUCUUCUUCAGGAAGGAGUCAGUCCAAAGGAUCUUGAUAAACUUACCAAGCAGUUUGGAUUCCCAGUUGGAUCAGCUACUUUGGCUGAUGAGGUGGGUAUUGAUGUAGCUGCUCAUGUUGCAGAGGAUCUUGGGAAAGCUUUUGGUGAAAGAUUUGGCGGUGGUGAUCCUGGAGUCUUAAAAGCAAUGGUUGACGGAGGACAUUUAGGAAGGAAAUCUGGAAAAGGCUUCUUCGUGUAUGCUGGAAAAGGCAAGAGAGAAACCAAUGGUGCAGCAGAGAAGAUUCUUAAAGAGUUUUCCACCCCCAAGAAGGGAAGUCAUGAUGCUGAGGAAAUUCAGAUGAGACUGGCAGCCCGUUUUGUCAAUGAAUCUAUACUUUGUCUACAAGAAGGAAUUUUGAGAAAUCCAGUUGAUGGGGACAUUGGUGCUGUAUUUGGUCUUGGAUUCCCACCUUUUCAUGGAGGUCCUUUCCGCUAUCUUGACACCUAUGGAGCUGACAAAUUUGUUGAGAGAAUGGAAAAGCUACAUGAAGCAAUUGGUGGAGAACGCUUUGUUCCCUGUCAGAUGUUGUUAGAUUAUGCCAAAGAUCCAAGCAAGAAGUUCCACAAGAGAUAAUGUUCUGAUAGUCUUUGUACUGUUGGGCAUUUGCCUGGUCACAGAGUCUGUUAGAUGAUUUUGCAUUCUUUCCACCAUGGGAGGCUGCAUCUAUUUUUUUUAAACAGGAGUAGAUGUGAAUUUGCAAAGAUUGUGUCAUUUCUUUUUUAGGGUAUUCUUUAAAAAAGAUUCUUUAAGUUUUCUCAGUUCAAAUCUCACACCAAGGAGUUUCUCUGUAUACUAAUAACAUAGCGGCAGCUAUGCUAAUGAAUGUCAACAUGUUUGUAUGAGGAAAAACUAAAUAAAAGCCACAAACAAA